CGGAGCACAAAAGAGGGUGUUCAUUCUGUUAUCAAAAACGGGCGUAAGGAAGAACAUAGGUCUCAUUCCGCAUUGUUCAGAUUUGUGAAUACGGAUAUUACAUGUGCUACCUUUUACGCAUGCCUUUGUCCGUGGUUUUAUCGGGGUGAAGGGGAAGCAGUUGUAGGUGGGCGUCUCUGUAGUAGGCUGAACCAUCGAGGGCUGCACCUCACUCAAUGAAGAAAUCUAUUUCUUUAUGGCUUUUCGGGCUCUCGUUUGAUAACAACUGAUGGCAUCCUCACAGAUGGUCCGGUGUAGACAUAACAUCAAGCCAUCAGAGCUGCCUGCUGAAGCAGCUGGACCAGCAGCGCCGACAGGAUCUCUUUUGCGACUGCAACGUGGUGGUGGAGGGCCACCUUUUUAAGGCUCAUCGCAAUGUGCUCUUUGGCAGCAGUGGCUAUUUCCGUAUGCUGCUCACCCAGGGAGCUAAAGACUGUGCCGAGCCAGCAAGCGCUUCGUUCGACGUCUUCAACCCAGAGACCUUCACUGUAAUCCUGGACUUUGUCUACUCGGGACACCUGGAGUUGACGAGCAGUAAUGUCAUCGAAGUGAUGUCAGCAGCCAGCUACCUGCAGAUGAACGACGUCAUUGCCUACUGCAAGGACUUCAUCAAGUCCUCCCUGGAGAUUAGCGCUAAGGAAGAUGACGACCGGUACCUCUGCCUGUCAGAUAACAGCAUGAGCCAUGAGCGCAGUGGUGAUGUGGACCAGGCUGGACCUUGCUCCCUAAAUGGUCAGCCCACAAUUUGGGCCGAGGAUGACGUGCAAUCGAAAGACUAUCAGGUGGACAUCAGCCCAGAGGUCACCCUCCUGCCGCCAAGCCCAGCCCAGCAUCCAAACAUGGUGAAAACAGAGCUGGAACCAGACCAAGAUAUGAAGCUAGAGUUUACCACCCUUGUCCCAGAGCGCAGAAGGAGGGGAUCCAAAAGGAAAGCCAGCGGAGGACGCUCGGUUGCCAGUGACAACUCCUCAAUUGACCUCCAGGUGGCAGCCUCACACAGCGCACAGAAAGCAGAUGAACUGUAUGCCACCCUGCCUACCAUUGUUGGAGUUGUGGGAGUCUUCAAUAAAGUAGACUCAAACCCCACCAUGCGUUUCAAGUGCCCCUUCUGCACACACACUGUGAAAAGAAAGGCUGACCUGAAGAGACAUCUCCGUUGUCAUACGGGCGAACGCCCCUACCCCUGCCAGGCGUGUAACAAGCGCUUCACUCGGCUAGAGCACCUGCGCAGCCAUUUUGAGACGAUCCAUCAGGCACGUAAGCUGGUGUGCCGUAAGUGCAAACGCCACGUGACCGAGCUGAGUGGGAGGGUGGUGUGUGAGGGCACACGGUGCUAUCGGCUGUGUGGCGUCUGCAUCCAGGAGACCGGUUACGCUGGCAUGACUGAGGGGGAGGGGGAGGGGGAGGGGGACCAGCAGCAGGAGGAGCAUUUGGCCACAGAGGAGCCAGAGCUACUGCUGGGGGUGGACGAGGACGAGGCCGAGGGGGAGGGGGAGAACCAGGACCCCAGCUGGGUCAUCACAGAUGACGACGACCUGGCCGAGGACUCGGGUGCCGACCUGAUCAUCCAGGAGGUGGACGACAGUGAUGAGGAGCUGAAUGAAAAGCAAGACUGACUGCAAUGCUGAAAUACUGAGGCUUAAUAUGGCCGAGGAGCGAGGACUGAGAAAGAGCGGUGUGAUCAUGUCAAGUUUCAUUGGAACAUGAUGAUAUUCUGAAUGUGAUUCUGAGUUUCUAGAGGAGAGAGUCGUUGAAAACGCAUGUCAUGGCACCUGAUAAUUACAGAAAUAAUAAAUUCAAGUGCAAAGAUGCAUUUUCUGUUAUGGGUGAAGCCCUUAUUAGUUUGGUAUGAGAGUUAAAUGAUUUUAUAAUCAUUCAAAGUUGAAUUGACCACUUUUGAACCUGAUGUAGCAAAAAAAUACACUUUUUUUGCUAAGGAAUAUUUGAAAUGCACAUCAUAGACAUUAUACUACCAUCUAGUAAUAUUGUUGCAUGCAUGGCUUUCUUGCUCUAAGCCACACUUUUUUUCUUUUAAUUUCCUGUUUCCCCUGUCUCUGAGGAGAGACAUAAAAAAAGUUCACCCAAACGUCAUGGCCUUUUACAAUGGUAAAAUUGUGAAAAAUUAAAACGAAGGAUAGCUUUUACCAUUAAGGUGCGUUAAACGAUCUUCUAAAGUUGCCUGAGUUUUAUACACAGCAUGAAUUCCACUUAAUUAUAGGCCUAGUAAAAUAUGGUUUGUUACUGAUGAUUACGUUGUUUAUUUAUUAUCUUUCGAGUGAUAUACUUUUAUACACAAUAAAAUAUUUUUAUACCCUG
This is a messenger RNA of Sardina pilchardus (European sardine), 2355 nucleotides long. RefSeq names its product zinc finger and BTB domain containing 8A (gene zbtb8a). Lineage: Eukaryota; Metazoa; Chordata; Actinopteri; Clupeiformes; Clupeidae. Gene Ontology annotation, biological process: regulation of transcription by RNA polymerase II. The record is from RefSeq and is a predicted model, not a curated record. Gene Ontology annotation, molecular function: protein binding; RNA polymerase II cis-regulatory region sequence-specific DNA binding; DNA-binding transcription factor activity, RNA polymerase II-specific. The transcript is spliced from 4 exons. Bases 447 to 1655 code for a protein of 402 amino acids.